This is a messenger RNA of Anthonomus grandis grandis, 688 nucleotides long. RefSeq names its product histone H1A, sperm-like. Bases 65 to 640 code for a protein of 191 amino acids. Gene Ontology annotation, molecular function: structural constituent of chromatin; double-stranded DNA binding; nucleosomal DNA binding. Lineage: Eukaryota; Metazoa; Arthropoda; Insecta; Coleoptera; Curculionidae. The transcript is spliced from 3 exons. Gene Ontology annotation, cellular component: nucleosome; nucleus. The record is from RefSeq and is a predicted model, not a curated record. Gene Ontology annotation, biological process: nucleosome assembly; negative regulation of DNA recombination; chromosome condensation.
CAUUCACGUUUUCAGUCUGUCAAGGUACUGUCAGAGUCGUAAAAACUUAAUCAAUUUUACAAGAAUGUCUCGCCCAUCAACUGCAAAUCAGGACUUAUAUUCCGACAUGGAUGUGGAUGGUAAAUUAGUGAAAAACUCAAAAAAAACCAAAGCCUCCUCUAAGAACACUAAGAAGGGCACUGGGGCUAAACCCCCAGAAGUAAAAUCAAAGUACGUGCAUCCUCCUGUUUCGAGAAUGGUGAACAGUGCAUUAGUAAAGUUAGACGAGAAAAAUGGUUCAUCAGUGCGGGCCAUAAAGAAGUACAUAACUACAAACUAUUUGGUAGAUAUUGAAAAAAUCACCCCUUUUAUUAAGAGAUAUUUAGGUAAAGCAGUGGAUAAUAAAGUAGUGGUACAAGCAACGGGUAAAGGCUUUACUGGUUCAUUCAAACUAGUUACCAAAAAGGCAACUAAAGAAACCACUAAAAGAGCUACACCAGGUAAAAGUAGUACCCCAAAGACAGCGAAGAAAAUCCCGAAAAAGUCAAAUGUUACUAAAAGAGCCGGCACACCCAAGAAGACUUCAAAGACUUUAAAUAAGAAGCCUUCCCGAGUUGAUAUUGCCAUAAAAGUCGAGAGACCUAGUCUUAAGGCUUGUUAAAUGUUUUAUUAUUACAUUUUGUAUUUAAAUAUAUUUAAUGGUAACUUA